Molecule: messenger RNA, 2727 nt
Organism: Lodderomyces elongisporus
Lineage: Eukaryota; Fungi; Ascomycota; Pichiomycetes; Serinales; Debaryomycetaceae
Gene: FZO1
Product: mitofusin
Exons: 1
Coding region: 1-2727 (908 amino acids)
Biological process (GO): mitochondrial fusion; mitochondrion localization
Cellular component (GO): mitochondrial outer membrane
Molecular function (GO): GTP binding; GTPase activity
Source: RefSeq, a predicted model, not a curated record
AUGAGUAGUUUUUCCCAUUUACCUAACGGCAAGAAUAAUCAUGAGCAUGUUCCAAAUAAACAUGACAAUAUUCUCAAUAGUAAUGAGAAUGAUGAUGAUGUUGAUGAUGAUGAUAAUGAUACAAAGACCUUGAUCGGGAACAAUAAUCCUGCGCAUUUGGUUUAUGUACCUGGAGAAAGUCAAUUAACACAUGAUGGAAGCACAUUGGUUAACGGCCAGGAUGGUAGUAAUGGUAUUGAUCGCGGUGGCAGCAGCGGCAGCAGCAGCACCAGUCGAGGCGAUGUGAAGCACGAUCUAUCAUUAAAACAUCGUCAACAUAUGAAUGCAUCCAUCCUGCAACUUCGAUAUAACGAGAAUAGAAUUUCUUUGGAUAGAUGUAUCAACCACACAGUGCAGUUGAUAAAUGAGCUACUGGCUGAAAAUAAAGAUAGACCUGUUUUUUACCCAACGGAGAUUGAAGAUGACCAAAAAAUACUACUAAAUAGUGCCAAGGCCCAUUUGGCUUUGGUGAGGAGAAAUACAAGUAUUAAACAGUUAUCGAAGCAGAAAAUGGCAGAAGAACAGACUCAAAAAGAUCUUCCAGAAUUUAGAAUCUUAAAGAUCAACAUCAAGGGCGGCCACGGCGACGAUAAUUUGGUGGCAAAUUUGGAUAAGAAAUCAAUAGCUAGUCUUUUGGAAAAGAAACUUAUGCUGCAGAUCAAAUAUUUGCACAAUUUAAAGGAGAGGGUUGAUGACACGUCGUCAAAGGUAUUUGUUACUGGUGACUUGAAUGCGGGAAAGUCGACAUUUUGUAAUGCAUUAUUGAGGAGAAAAAUUUUACCCGAGGAUCAACAACCAUGUACAUCGGUAUUCUGCGAAGUCAUUGAUGCCAAGGCCGAAAAUCAUGGUAGGGAAGAAGUGCACGCUGUACCCAUUGAAAAGGAGUACGAUAUAAAAGAUGAGUCUACUUAUGAAGUCCAUUUGUUAAAGGAUUUAGAAGAAUUGGUAUACGAUUGCGACAAGUUUAAACUAUUAAAGGUUUAUGUGUUGGAUCAUCGCUCAUUCCAAGAAAGUUUGCUUCAUAAUGGAGUUAUCGACAUCAAGUUGAUUGAUGCUCCCGGGCUAAAUAUGGAUUCUUUUCAAACAACUGAAGUUUUUUCACGUCAGGAGGAGAUUGAUCUUGUUGUCUUUGUCGUUAGUGCGGAAAACCACUUUACUCUUUCUGCAAAGGAAUUUAUUGCCGCUGCUGCUAAUGAGAAAAGGUAUGUUUUUAUUGUUGUGAACAAGUUUGAUGGAAUCAAGGAUAAGGAAAAGUGCAAGAGGAGAAUACUUGAUCAGAUCAAGAACUUGUCACCAGACACCUACAAGAACGCGUCCGAAUUUAUACACUUUGUCAGCUCAGAGGAGGUUAGUAAUGGAAACAACCCAAACGGUGGCGAUGAUGGUGGAGAUGGUGGAGAUGACGACGACGGUAAUAACAAUAAUGAUGAUAACAGACCUGACCAUCCGGAUUUUGAUUUGCUUGAAGCAUCGCUACGCAAAUUCAUUUUGGAAAAAAGAUCCAUUUCAAAACUUCUUCCUGCAAAGAGUUAUUUGUUAAACCUUUUGCAAGAUUUGCAAACACUUUCCACAAUCAAUGAGAAAAUAUAUAACGACGAGAAACGAGAGAAGUUACAAGAGCUCACAAGUCAAGUUGCCCCUAAAGUGAAUGAAAUAAUACACAAAUCGCACAGAAUUGCUGAUACAAUCAGUGCUCUCACGGAAGCCACCUGUACCAAGAUCUACAAUGACACCACAAGAGAGAUCAAUUAUGUCAUUGAUAAUUUGGGUGACAAGCCUGUUGUAGAAUACAAUGGGUUGCAAUUCUUAUUUGAGUAUGCCAGGGAGUCGCAAUUGGCCAUGAUUGAUGUUGUGGGUGAUGCUGUUUUCAAGUGUGAGGAUAUGGCAAGGCAACUAACUGCCCAAAAAGUUGACGAGAUUGUUGCAUUUGGUAGAAAUACAUUGAAUGAAGAAUUUCUUCAUGACAAGAAAUUCAAUUCCGAUUUGAUGUUUUCUAGAAUAAAAGAUGAUAUUGGCAAAAACAUUGAAGAUACAAUUGAAGUUUCUGACUUUUUUGACCCAUCUAUGGAAUCCUUUUUGGUGUUUGUUGGGUUGCCGGAAUCAUAUGUCAAUCACACUGCAAGACAAAUUUCUUACUUUAACCCCGUUUCGGUAAUUACUCAGAUACCCUCGAAUGCCUUGGCCUUGAAGAACCAGCUUCCAACUCAGAUAACCUUGCAUACUAUUUAUUCUUCAGGAAAACUUUUGACGGCUGGUGCUUUGGUGAAUAAGAUUUAUCAAUUUAGCCAUUAUGUGACACCCGCUGUGGUGAAAAAAGUUGCGUUGCCUGUAUUGAUUGGUGUUUCAGGGAUUGCCAUUUACUAUCUCAUAAGCGAUAUCCCAAAUGCAUUACCAAGAAAACAGGCCCGAAAGAUCAAGAGGCAAAUUCAUGCAAUGAACUAUGUGCAUAACAACUCGACGCGUAUCUCUAGUGAAUGUCGUCUGGUACUCAACUUCCCAGCGAGACAAGUGAUGAACAAUUUCCAAACAAGUAUUGAUAAACGUGUAGUUCAAAAGGAGAAGUUGGAAAAGUACAUUAAGGAUGCAGAAUUGAGCUCCGGAUUUUUCAAGCAGAUGUUGAGUAAGAUCCACCAUCAACAAAAGGUAUUGAAUGAUAUUGAUUUGGAGAGUGUUGUUUCCGUUGAAUAA